AUGGAUAAAUCGAAAUUUUGCAGAUUCCACAAAGGUCACGGGCACAACACUGAAGACUGCAUCCACCUGAAGGACGCAAUAGAGAUAUUAAUCAGGGAAGGGCACCUGAAACAAUAUGCAAAAAAGCAAGAGGCCAACAAAGAGGCUAAACCAAUCACCGAGGAAAAACCGGCGGAGGAUACGCCCGCCAUGCAAGUGGCCAUGAGCGUUACAAGGCCGGAAGAUUUUUAUCUCCUUGAUUGGGCCAACGCGGCAACCACCAACUCCUCCUACAGCUCCUGGGAGAUGUUCCCGUCCGCAAUGGUUAUAUCCGGAGGGGGAUUCAGCAAACUGACCGUCGGAUCCGUGAAACACAAAUUCGACGAGCUAAUCUCGGCCAACGCGAACAUAGCCUCAACCUUCGACCACGCCAAAGGCAGUCCUUCCUCAAUAUCUUUCUACAAAGAAGAAUUGCCCGGAGGAGCACCUAACGCGACCAUCCCACUCCUCAUCCGAGCUCGGAUGGCUAAUUUUGACGUGCGGCGCAUAUUGGUCGAUCAAGGAAGUUUAGUGGACAACAUGUACUCCCAACUAUUCAAAACGUUGUAG
Vicia villosa (hairy vetch) is the source of this 588-nucleotide messenger RNA. RefSeq lists its product as uncharacterized. The transcript has a single exon. NCBI's taxonomy places the organism in Eukaryota, Viridiplantae, Streptophyta, Magnoliopsida, Fabales, Fabaceae. The record is from RefSeq and is a predicted model, not a curated record. Bases 1 to 588 code for a protein of 195 amino acids.